Molecule: messenger RNA, 4595 nt
Organism: Varanus komodoensis (Komodo dragon)
Lineage: Eukaryota; Metazoa; Chordata; Lepidosauria; Squamata; Varanidae
Gene: TTC17
Product: tetratricopeptide repeat domain 17
Exons: 25
Biological process (GO): actin filament polymerization; cilium organization
Cellular component (GO): cytoplasm; actin cytoskeleton
Molecular function (GO): protein binding
Source: RefSeq, a predicted model, not a curated record
AUGGCGGUAUAGGCAGUUCCGCUUCCAGGUGACGCGAGCGGGCCGGGCUUGAGGAAGAUGGCGGUAGCGGCAGGAGUGUCCGGGUGGGGUGGCCGAGGGGUGGCACGCGCCUCCCUGCGCUGGGCGCUCGGCCUCUUCUUGCUGCUAGGCUCGGCGCCUCAGCCGGGUGCCGCCACCACUCACUGGGUGGUCACCGAAGAUGGCAAGAUUCAGCAGCAGGUUGACUCUCCAAUGAACCUGAAACAUCCCCAUGAUUUAGUAAUACUAAUGAGACAGGAAACAACUGUUAACUACCUCAAAGAGCUAGAGAAAAAAUUAGUUGCUCAAAAAAUCCAUAUAGAAGAGAAUGAAGACAGAGACACAGGACUGGAACAAAGGCAUAAUAAAGAAGAUCCAGAUUGCAUUAAAGCAAAGGUUCCCUUGGGGGACUUGGAUCUCUAUGAUGGCACAUACAUCACUUUGGAAAGCAAAGAUAUCAGCCCUGAAGACUAUAUAAACACAAAGUCUCCUUUACCUCUAGAGCUAGAACAGCCAGAAUGUACAAAAAUUCUAGAUCUUCCAUAUAGUAUUCAUGCAUUCCAGCAUCUACGGGGUAUUCAAGAAAGAAUUAAUCUUUCUGCACCCUUAUUACCUAAAGAAGAUCCUAUAUUGACUUACUUAUCAAGACGGUUAGGAAGAAGCAUAGAGGAGAUAGGCCAUCGCAUUUAUGAAGGUCUCAUGAAGAAUUCUUCUUCUUGGGUUUUAUAUAAUAUGGCUUCCUUCUAUUGGCGAAUAAAGAAUGAGCCGUAUCAGGUGGUAGAAUGUGCCAUGCGAGCUCUGCAUUUUUCUACAAGGCACAAUAAAGAUAUUGCACUGAUAAACCUGGCAAAUGUGUUGCACAGAGCACACUUCUCUGCUGAUGCAGCCAUCAUGGUCCAUGCGGCUCUAGAUUUCAGUGAUGUCUUCACCAGUUAUUAUACUUUAGGAAACAUAUAUGCAAUGCUUGGAGAAUACAACCACUCAGUGCUAUGUUAUGAUCAUGCUUUACAGGCCAAACCAGGGUUUGAGCAAGCCAUUAAAAGGAAACAUGCUGUCCGAUGUCAGCAAAAGCUUGAGCAGAAAUUGGAGGCUCAACACAGAUCACUUCAGCGAACAUUAAAUGAACUGAAGGAAUAUCAGAAGCAACAUGACCAUUACUUGAGACAGCAGGAGAUCUUAGAAAAGCACAAGCUGAUUCAGGAAGAGCAAAUCCUGAGGAACAUUAUCCAUGAGACACAGAUGGCGAAAGAGGCACAGCUAGGGAACCAUCAGAUUUGUCGCCUGGGCAACCAGCAACACAGUUUGCAUUGCCAGUGGGAUCAACCUGUUCGUUAUCACCGCAAUGACAUGUUUGAAAAUGUUGAAUAUGUGGAGUUCAGUGGUGCUGAUUCAAUCUCCAGUAUGACAUCUAUAAAUUCUGAACUUCAUGCCAACCACAGUGACCUCAGCCAUUCCUUGGAGUCUUCCCCUUUGGUCCGUUCUGUCUUCUCACUCUGGGGUCUAGACUCUGAUGCUUUCCAGGAGAAACAGAAUAUUAUGUGGCCUAAAAGGUCAGAUUGUAUAAAGUCCUAUCCAGUCAUCCCUUCCCCAGAGGAACUUCCAUCUUAUUUCCUGCAACCAGAAAAUAGGGGACAAAGAAUCCAUUCAGUGCUUAACAGCCCAGGCAACGACCAUGCACAAACAGAGGUCUAUGAGCCAGAUUGUUCUUCCAUUACUGAUGACCAUAACAGUGAUUCUACAUCCAUUUUGAUCAAAGAACUAGACAGUCAUCUAGAUCUGAGCGUAAAGAUGCCAGAUGAUCAUGCGAAACAAAUAUUAUACACUCGUGUCAACAACCAGUCAAUUACACAGCAGCAGAUAGGGUCAUUCAUCCAUCAUGCCAUUGUAAAGGCAAGAGAUCCCUUAUGGCUGGCACUCAAUGAAGCGGGUCUGUACUGGCGUGCAUUUGGAAAUGGCACCUAUGCCUUCACUUGCUUAAGAAAAGCAUUUAACUUGACCCCACAUGAAUUUCAGGAUAUCCCUUUAGUCAAUCUAGCCAACCUUUUGAUUCACUAUGGCCUUCACUUGGAUGCCACCAAGGUUCUGCGAAAAGCUUUAGCCAUCAAUGGCUCUGAGCCUUUGACUUGGUUGAGCUUAGGAAAUGCCUACUUGGCUCUGAAGAAUGUUAGUGGAGCAUUACAGGUUUUCAGACAUGCCCUGGAUAUUGCUACAAAAUGCCUGGAGUGUGAGAGGAGCUUGAAGCUGAUCCGCUGUUUGCAGUUCUAUCCAUUUCUGUACAACAUCACCCCUUCCACCUGCAGUGGCCACUGCCAUGAGAGGAGCCAAGAUGACAGCCAUCCCAAGCAGAAGUACUUCAACGUGCACGAUUCUAAGACAAUAUCCGUGGAAGAAAAUCUUGAGGCAGCUACUGAAGACGAUUCGGCAGAUCUUGUUCCUAAUUCUGCAAGGGAUUCAUCUUUGAGUUUAGAAAGCACUGUGAUUGCUGAAAGCAACGGCUCAGAAGAAGUAGAGAGUAUAGGAGAUGCUCAGAUGUCUGAGGAGAUGCUGGCAUUAGUGGAUGAAUUUGAAAACUCUUGGCCUCUUGAAGCCUUUGAAGGAGCAUUGGAAGUGAAAGGCCAUCGGAUGGACUUGCAAGGGAUCCGUGUCCUCAAGAAGGGUUCUCAGGAUGGGCUUGCCAGCUCCUGCUUUGGUGAUUGUGGAGAGGAUGAUGACGACGAAGACACCGAAUGGAUCACAUUCCAAGUAAAACGUGUAAAGAAACCCAAAACUGAUAGUCUGGAACCGCAGGAGCCUGCUGGAAGAACUGGAGAGGAAGCUCUAAAUGGAGAAAGCGAGAACCUUUACCAAAUGGCCCUGGAAAUCAGCGGGCCAAAAAUCCCCUCCCCUGGACCACCAGGAAAAAGGAGAGACUACCGCAGCUUGGGCUGGCCAAGUCCUGAUGAGUGCAUCAAACUCCGUAGAGUAGAGCUGACUACGGUAGCCAGCACAUGGCUAGCUGUUUCUGCAAAAAAUAUUGAUAUUACUGAACACAUCGAUUUUGCCACUCCACUGCAAGAACCAGCCAUGGAGCCUCUCUGUAAUGCCAACCUCCCUGCCAGCAUGCACACAUUAGAUCAUCUCCAGGGCGUUGCCAGUCGUGCCAGUCUACAUUACAUGGGAGAAAGUCAACUGAAGGAGGUAUUGCAGAAUCUUGGAAAAGACCAUUAUCCACCACAGUCUUUAGAACAAGUUGGUACUCGAAUAGCUAAAGUGCUAGAAAAGAAUCAAACGUCCUGGGUCCUCUCCAGCAUGGCAGCCCUUUACUGGAGGGUAAAAGGUCAAGGGAAGAAAGCAAUUGACUGCCUCCGUCAAGCUCUGCAUCAUACACCCUACCACAUGAAGGAUGUGCCACUCAUAAGCCUAGCAAACAUCUUCCACAAUGCAAAACUUUGGAACGAUGCCAUUGUCGUGGCUACAAUGGCAGUAGAAAUCGCCCCGCACUUUGUCGUCAAUCAUUUCACACUGGCUAAUGUCUAUGUAGCAAUGGAAGAGUUCGAGAAGGCAAUGAGAUGGUAUGAAUCAACACUGAAACUGCAGCCUGAAUUUGCCCCAGCAAAGAAUCGAAUCCGUGCCAUUCAGUGUCAUUUACUUAUGAAAAAAGAAAGACGUUCUCCUUAAGGAGCACAAUCUUCUUCCCUUUUUUUCUUGUAUUUGUUUUUUAAGGCAACAAAAUCAUUGUUCACUAUUAUGCUUGUAAUGAGGUGUGCUAAUAUAAUCUGGGAAACCAGGAUUUGUGCUAAGAAUUGAAGGUUGGUUUUAUUAUUCAGAAACCAAAAGACCUAUGGGGAGCUACAUUAAAAAUACUUUACCACAAUUUUGUAUAAUUAAAUAUUGAGCCCAGAAACCUUCCACAUGCCUGUGAACCAAACACCAUUAGAGUCCCAUGAAACUCAAAUUGAUGCCAGCAUCGAAUGUAACCUGCUUCUUGUCUUAGCAUAUCUAUGAAAAUGCAAAGCACAUUGUUGCACCAGACACUGUACGUAGCAAGAAGCCAUAAUUAGCUUUUCAUCCAUCAGAAAUUCAUGUUCUGCCAUCUCAGCCAGUCCAUAUUGUAGCAUUACCAGCUCAGAGAAAGAUUAAGAGAUAAAAGUGCAGGUGGCUGCAGACCAUUUUUAAUGUGUUUUGGGAGCAUACAAUCUUUUUAUCUACACUUUUUCCAUGGGGGGAGGGAGCUGGGGAACAGUGAGAACAGCAACUGAAAUUAAAUGUACAUUGGUGAAAAGACAAAAAGGAAGCAAAUAAGACAAAAUAUUAUUUUGGAGAUUUUAUAUCUAUAUAUUUGAAGGACACUGCAGCCCUUAGCCUGCCUUUUACUAAUUAUUUUUUUUACCCAACUGAUUUUAAGUUGCAAAUGUUAAAGACGUGCACACAUGCUCUUUCUCUCUGAAAGCUAGGGAAAGCGAGAACAAACAAAUGGUCUGUUUCCAAAUCAGCUUCCACCGUGGUCAGUGAAGGACCUGGAGCUCCAGAUUUCAUUGUUGAAUCAACAAGGACACAUAACUUAGGGAAAAAAUAAACUAUUAUAUUAAUGAACUGAA